UUCAUAUUUUUUCCAAUGUAUAAUUUAAGUAUUUUUCGACGUUUUUUAUAAUUAGCGUUAUUAUCUUUUAGCUAUGAUUAAACUUUUUUAUGAUAUAUUUAUAGCAAAUAUAGAAGUAUCUUACUCAAUUUACAAUCUUUACUUCAUUGUAUUUUUUUUUUACAGUUUUUUAUUAUAUACAUCGAAAUUAUCCAAUGUAUGUACCAGAAAUAUAUGAUAUCGCUUUUCCAGAUCUUAACAAAAUACGCAUAUAAUAUACAUUUGAUUUUAAAAAUCGAAGCUGUGAUAAUAUUAUUAAAAAAUGUUGCAACGACAUCGAUUAUUAAGGGAUAAAAUACUUUUUCGAAUAUUGAAAAAUAAGAACCACCUCGCUAACAACAUAUGCGAAAAACUGAAUAACAAUGUGAAAAAUAUUGUAUUAUUAUCAGAAGAUGAACUUUGUGAACUAUGGCUACAUAUAAAAACUGUAUUAUUAGAAGCACAAAAAUUAUGUAAACAAACAUCAAAGAAUAAAGACAAACAUGUGAAAGAAUUUAAUCUUAUGAUUAAAUUAAUACGUACAAUAACUAUCAUGGCUCUUGAAACAAUUGUACAACGAAAGUUUAUACCCAAUGUUCUAUUACAAAACAUAAUAUUACUACAUUCUGCUGUGCUACCAAAUAUAAAAAAUGAACAGGCUAAAAAUGAAAUAUCAAAUUUGCUGGAAAAAUGGUGGAUAUUAGACAUGACAUGGAAAGAGAAAGUAAUAAGAAAUGUAUUGAAAUACCUCAUCCAAAAUAGCAAAACUUCAUUGCAACAUGUAAAACGUUUAUAUGAGAUAAGAUCUAGCAUCACAUUACUGAAAUGCACUGAAGAUGUGCAAGAACUACUUAAACUUGUUCGAGAAAAAACUGUGAUGUCCCUUGAAGAAGGUCGAAUGUUGAUAUUACAUUUAUUUACGCUUGGGGAGGAAUAUAUAUUGGGAAUUCAUAAUAAUGUAAGGGUAGUAUUACAAGAUAUUGAACACAGUUAUAUUCCUGCAUAUGCAGAUCUAUAUGCAACAGCAUGGUUAAAUGGAACUGAAAAAUUUAAGAAAUUUAUCGUUGAAAAUUGUUUACAAAAUAUUAUUUUGUAUUGUUUCCGAACAUACAGAGAUGAUACAGGAAGGGGAAAGCUUGGUAAAAAUCUGCUUUCAUUUGUUGCUGCUAUGCAUGAUAGCAAGCAUCAAGCAGCAAAAUUAAUGAUUCACAAUGAAUGUAAACCUUUACUUUGGCAACAUUUAAAGGCACAUGGGUCUUUCAUCAUAUGCAAUGCUGUAGAUAUUCUCUUUGCAACAAGUUCUGUUCAAUAUACAUGUACUCCAAGAGACAGAAAUAAAAUCUAUAUUCAAAGAUAUUAUGAAACAAUAACAGAUCUCUUAAAAGAUUCAGAUUCUGAAGUGUGCAUUGUUACUAUAAAAGGUCUAUUUAAAAUGUUAGAAAAAUAUUGGAAUCAUGUUCCAAACAAUAUUAUUCGGAACUGGUUAAACAUACUACUACGAUAUACAAAAAACGCCAGUAAUUCUGAAAUAAGAGCAAGCAUUUUUACUGGUUUAAAAAGAAUAUUAGUUAAAGAACGAUCUCAUAUGAUACUUAAAGAUUUUCUACCAAAUUUUGCAAACAGUAUUUAUGACGAAGAUCAAACGGUAUUAGAAGCGUUAAUUAAACUACUUUACCAUGCACAAAAUCAACUUGGAAUACCAUUCUGGAAUAUAGUACCCUUGACCUAUGUUCUCGAUCGCUUAGAGACUACUCAAGAUGAAUUUGUCUUGCAAGAAUUGGUAAAACUUAUGUGGUUACGUAUUUCGUCGAAUGGUACACAUCACGAUAAAAUAAAGGAUGAAUUAGCAUACAUAGGAACAAACAAUAUAAAUGCCAUUAGAAGAUUUUGUUUGCAUUCUAAAUCUGUUAUAAGUUUGAGUACAUCCACGAAGCUUAUUGAAACCUUGUUAUCUGUGAUAAGAGAAGAAAUGGAAUGUUUACCUGUAGCAAAAAUAUUAAACAAAAAUUAUAAUAAAAAAGUUAAAUUUAACACCAAGAAGAAUAAAUUCGAAAAUGAUUCUUCAAAUAGUUGGAAUGAUGACUUUGAUAAUUAUAGAAAUAUAAAUAUAUAUAUCGAUAUUAUUGCUAUGUUAUUAAUAGCAAAUAUUGAACAUAGUGACGAAGGAAUAUUGUAUAAAAAAGAAAUUAAUGUUUUACAACUAAUUGCACAUGCAUUACCAGAGCUUUUCAAGAAUUUCAGAGUAAGUAUUCAUAAUUUAUUCUCUAUAAGUCCCUAUAAUAUGUAUGUAAUCCUUUUUCAGGAAACACCAAUAAACGAGUCAAUAAUAUUUUUAUUUUCUUUAAUACCUCCGAAAUUUUUUUUGAAUAAAAUUGGUGUUCUGGAAAUGUUGAUACAACAACUAUGUGAUCCAAAUACUCCUGAUGAAAGUCUCCUUUCAACUGUGUAUGUUCUCAUGAAAUGGAAUAAGGGAGAUACAAUUUUAUUCGCAUUAACGAAUCUUUUUACACAAUCUUUAAAUACAAAUGCAAGACAUAAUCAGAAUACUGCACAUGAUUUCCAAAUUAAUGAGAAGGGUUUAGAAUUAAGUUUACGAAUUCUAAAACAUUUACUGCAUGUUGAAUAUCAGUCAGUUUUAAUGAAUAAAUAUCAUAAGGACAUACUUAAAUUUUGGGAAAGUUUACAUAGACUAAGAAGUUUUAUAGAAAGAGAAGUGAAUAAUGAGUGCAACAUAAAAAGUCUAGUAUCCAAAGAUAUAAUUAUAAAUUUUUUUAAAGAAUAUAUAUCAAUGAUUGCAAUAUUACAUAAAAAGGAUGUAUUUGAUACAUCAGAACAGUUUUCGGAGAUUUUAUUAUGGGUCAGGAGGACAAUAGUGACACACAUAUCGCACAUAAAUGUAAACAUUAUAGAAAAUCAUUGUACUUGUAUAAAUAUAAUAAAAAGUACUUUUGAUAUGUCAAAUUUACUACUGAAAGAGUGCAAUAUUACUCCGAAACUAUGUUGUGACGUCGUACUUUUAUAUUGCAGUUGUUUAUCAUCACCAAAUGGUAUAAUUUUUUUGAAUGACGCAUUUGAUGCAAUAAUGAUGUUAUUAGAUUUUAGUAAAAUGGCUUAUGACAAACAAGAACCAAAUUUAUUAAACAUUGUUGUACCAAAUUUUGUAUGUAUUGUAAUGGUUACUUUAACUAGAUGUAGCAAAGAUAUAUUACUUAAAUAUACAAACGACAGAAAAAUAUUGCAUAAAUUAACGCAAAAAUAUUUUUCCGUUAUUAAAAAUACUUUUGACGAUGAGAGUUCUUAUCUUUCAUAUAUAACUAUUAUGUUUAAUGCUGCAAUCAGUAGUAUAAGUAUGGAAAUUACACGUUUACUACAACGCUCACAUAUAAUAAAGGAAAAUAUUAUAAGCACACCAUUUCCUUAUUUAGCAAAAGAAAUAUUAAAAAUUAUUUUAAAUACAAAAAGAUAUCAAAAACUCAGUAUACAAGUAUUGACAAAGACAAUAACAAGUUGUGCGAAAAUUGACAUGUUAUCUUCCCUGAUAGUAAUAUACAAAAUGCUUAAAUCAAAUGAUAAAAAAGUUAUUAAUUUACUUAAAAACGUGACAUUAGCAUCCAAAGUACACUACCAAAAUCAAUCUUGUGAUACUCUCUUUGAUAGGUCUAUAAAUGAUGCAAUAGAUAUAGUUAUAAAUGCCAUAUUGAAACAAAAAUAAUACAAUUAUCAUUUAUGUAAUAACUACUUAUGUAAUUGCAAUAAGCUAAUAUAUCUACUGCGCGAUAUAUUUUCAUUUAAUAUUUUAUUAAUGAAACUAUAAAAUUGUAUAAUUUUAUAUUUUAAUUGUAAUAAUCGUAUAUGUUUAAAAGUAUGAAGAAUGUCUUUUGAUACUUUUUUAAAAAGGGAAGCUUUAGAAAAAGCGGAAAAGAAAAAGUAUGAAAGAAUAGUUUUGACCAGACAGGGAAGUAGAAAAUUUUUACAUUAGUAUAUCAAUUAUGAUACUGAACGUAAUUAUUAAUUACCAAUUAAUAAUUGAAAUAAGGAUUCCAGUUAGAAUAAUUAGAAUAAGAAAAGAUAAAAUUUCUAAAGAUAUAAUGU
Bombus pyrosoma is the source of this 4110-nucleotide messenger RNA. RefSeq lists its product as uncharacterized. Bases 302 to 3730 code for a protein of 1142 amino acids. Gene Ontology annotation, cellular component: condensin complex; nucleus. Gene Ontology annotation, biological process: mitotic sister chromatid segregation. The transcript has 15 exons. Lineage: Eukaryota; Metazoa; Arthropoda; Insecta; Hymenoptera; Apidae. The record is from RefSeq and is a predicted model, not a curated record.